AUGGCAGGCACAACGAUUGCUUUGCCACUGCAACAGUUCAUCGCAUCAUUGGAUAAAACUUGUUUACCCAGAAUUUUACAGGUUUGCUCUGGGGUGUACUUCCAAGGGUCUAUAUAUGAGCUUUCUGGGAGUGAGGUGUGCUUUUCCACCGGGGAUCUAAUAAAAGUCACUGAUAUUGAGCUUGUAUCAGUCAGAUGUGAAGAUAUUAGCAACAAUGACACGUUUGAACUGCCAAUUAAUCACAAAGGCUUGUUCAGGGUGGUUCCAGAGAAGAUGCCGUACAGCACGGUAGAGGAGAUGCUGAGUCUGAGGCCUGUAGGCCUGGACUCUUGCCUCCCUUUUGCUUUCAAUAGCCACUCUGAAAUAACUUUGGACAAUUUCACACUCGGGGCCGGGAAAGCACUAACUGUGCUCUCCACGGAGCAGCGUGAAGGAGAAGAGGGUCAGGUGCGCUGCCAUUUCCAAGGACAACAGGGAGCGUCGGCAGAGGUGGUUAUCCCUCUUUCCUGCCGUGGAGAGUUCUACGAGUGUGAGAGUGAGGAGUGCUUUACUCUCCAGGAGAUCAUGUCCUCACCUCACCUGUGUAGUCGCAGGUUUUGCCUCAACAAUACCACCAUGGGGGAUCGUUCUCUUGUCCUCAGCCCUGUAUACCAAGUCCAGGCCAUUAUGAGCUUGAGGAAGAAUGUGGUGAAAUUUCCCUCCAGCUUAGAGGUGGAUGUGCUCGAUGUGACCGAACAGUGCAGGGAUGUCACUUUUGUGACUCCACUGAGUCUAACAGAGGUCCUCUCCCAGCCAGAUGAAUCCUUCCCCGUCAUGGCAGAGAUACUGGAAAGUCCAGAGAGCCGGUCUACGUUGCACUGCAGCUGGCUGCCCAAACUAAACAGGGGCCAGCAACUGGUUUUCCACAGGAAAGGCACCACAGACAUGGUGCUGGCCUCCAGCUUGAAGGGCCGCAAGGCACAGCAGUACUUCCUAAUAUCUCAGGAAUAUGGUGGACGAUUUCGAAAGAGGCCAAGAGAGUUCAGCUCAGUGUAUGAACUGAGUGUUGCUUUGGCGCUGACGCCGGGUCUCAAGGUUAGUGUAACAAGAAACAUCGAGGAAGUGGUGGAGGAGGGCCUGCCUGCCCUCAGUGUUGGGGAUCAGCUGGAGCUUGUGCGCUGUGAGAGGGUCGAAUUGGCAUGUGCGGGCAGUAAGGAACAAAAGCAGACCGUUGAGGCUCUUAUUUGUCAGCGCAUCCAAGACUUCAAUGAGGAGGAGGAUGAUGAUGAUGAAGGAGAAGCUGAGGACAAUGAGAAAGAAGAACUUGUUCUGCCUCUGUACAUGCAGGGCCAUUUUGUGGAGAAACUAGCCGACAGCAAGAAGUAUAAGCUCAAGGACUUGGCUAAAGAUUUUACGUUGCCGCUGGAUGUUAAGGUGGUGAGUCGUGAUACAGAACUCAAGGCAGAUCCUCUGGUUGGGUUAUCAUCCCUCAGACUAGAAGGGACUGUGGCAGAGCCCACCAUCCAGGCAAGCUUUCCUCACAGUCCAGAGCACUGUUUUCAGAUCCCAACACACUGGCUCUCUAUGUCUGUCUGUUUUACCAAAGACCCCUUGCCAUGGCCCACAGACCAACCCCCAAAGAUUCACAUGGAUAAAGUUACCGAGGUGACAGACACGUUUUAUUAUGAGUUUCGCAAACAAGGGGGCUCAGAUGAGACUCCACCCCCGCGACCUCCAAAGCGAAACCCAUCAACAUCUACUGUGCCCUCCAAGAAAGUUUCAUCAAAAUCCUUCAAGAAAGCCCAGUCCAAGACAAAGAAUUCCAAAGACCUGCCGGAUCAUUCACCACAUCACAGCAGCGUGGACAAAGGAUUGAGCAAUUUAACUUUAAAUAGCAAAAAGAGGCCUCCUGCUCCCCCACCUCCGGCUGACAUAGAAGAUACGCCACCACCAAUCAACCCCCGAAAGCCCAUUGCACAGCUGAAAUCGGGCAAAGCUCUGCCAAACACCUAUGUGAAAGUCGAGGAGUCAAAGAAAAAAGUGACGCUGUGUGAUGUCCAGGCGGACGUGGACAGCGACCAUGACUAUGAAAUGGUGGAUGAGACUAUGGCAGACAUGGUGAAGCGAGCACAGGAGAGUGUCAUGUUCUACUAAAAAUGCCAAACUUCAGCAACAGCAACAAUCACAAACGGGCUACAAGACCUGAGCUGUCAGUGACGUGUGGGGGCAGUGGCGGUGGAGCAAAUGUUGUGUUGUCUUUAAAUUAUACUAUCUUGAAUAUAUAUUUUAAUAUAAUGCCAUAUGUGUUUUACAUUACAGCCAAAUCAAAUAUGACAUAUCAUACAAUCUGGAUAUCAUCAGUAGUAAUUCAAUAUAUUAAAAAUAUUCAAUAUACAAUAACAAUAAGGGACAGCUUAAACUCUAUUAUUAUAAGUAUUCUGUUGGAGCAAUAUAACUACCAUAAUCUGCUUUACUUUCAUACAAUAUUUUUUAUAAAUCACUAGUAGGAAUCACUAGGGCUGCAUAUGUAACUUUGGAAGGAAACAAACUAUACCAGUUUACUGUAAGUAAAAUAAGGACCUAUGAUUGUUCACAUGCCUCAGGUAUGAAAGUCAAUGUGCUUUUAUUUUAUGAUGGUCAAUAAAGCAACAUGUUUGCUACAGUAACUCAUAACUAUGGUUGUACUGGGGAUGUAGGACUAAUGAGUCUCCUCUAA
Myripristis murdjan (pinecone soldierfish) is the source of this 2695-nucleotide messenger RNA. RefSeq names its product thymocyte selection associated family member 2 (gene themis2). NCBI's taxonomy places the organism in Eukaryota, Metazoa, Chordata, Actinopteri, Holocentriformes, Holocentridae. The transcript is spliced from 6 exons. The record is from RefSeq and is a predicted model, not a curated record. Gene Ontology annotation, cellular component: cytoplasm; nucleus. The coding region runs from base 1 to 2133 and encodes 710 amino acids. Gene Ontology annotation, biological process: T cell receptor signaling pathway.